Culex quinquefasciatus (southern house mosquito) is the source of this 1559-nucleotide messenger RNA. Its product is annotated as serine protease snake. Bases 572 to 1516 code for a protein of 314 amino acids. Gene Ontology annotation, biological process: proteolysis. The record is from RefSeq and is a predicted model, not a curated record. The transcript is spliced from 4 exons. Gene Ontology annotation, molecular function: serine-type endopeptidase activity. Lineage: Eukaryota; Metazoa; Arthropoda; Insecta; Diptera; Culicidae.
CUUAUCCACGAGGACUCCCGGAGAUGAAACGGUUUGUGCGUGGUUCCCGCAUCGAGCAGCCGACAAAGAUCGCUUUCUCUUGCAAUCCAUAUUGUCCUGCUCGGUGGUUGCCCUCGAUUGACUCCGGUAAAAACUCGACGACGGCGCGAUCACCACCGGUGCCGGAUCCAGUGGAGAAUCGGCAGCUCCCGUGACCAAUUUUCGUCGAACGAUGCAUGGCUUCAUCCGGCCUAACCUGCGUUAAGGUAAUGGACGAUUUAAUUCCGGAAAAGUUGCUUGCUUUUUAGUCUUACCUUCAUCCCGGCGUUUUAUUUCGCUGCGAUUUAAUUUUUGUCUGACGUUUCAAAAACCAAAACAAAACACCAUUCACGCAUACAAGCAUGAAAACUGAGAGCAAAACUAGACCGUUCGUUUGAACCAAAACUGGCACUCAACGAGUGCGGCACUCAGUGCCGCACCGGCUCUUCAAACGAACGUACCAUUAGUAACGCCUCAAACCGGUUACACAGCAUUCGUACACUUAUCAGCGCUCAGUCUGUCGUGAACCUUCAGCGAUCACGCCACAACAACGAUGCUCAAGUUACUUCUACUAGCAGCUACAGUGCUUUUGAACGGCCGAGUCUCGGUGGCCCUUCGCGUUUCGGAGUUGAAAUGCCAGCAAUAUCUGGAGCAGAACAGCCGGCGCACGAUGGGCGCCGCACUCACGCUCAACCCGGACAUUUUCGUCGUUACGACGGUGAACUGCUCGGACAGCGUCGAUCUGAUCGUGAACGGUGAGGAGGCGGCCCGGGGGGAGUUCCCGCACCAGGCACUGCUGGGGUAUUCGGACGGCGGCGACGGGUUCGAGUUUCGGUGUGGAGGAUCGCUGAUCAGCGAUCGGUUCGUGCUGACGGCGGCCCACUGCGGGACUCCGAGGGUGGUUCGGUUGGGCGAGCACAGCUUGAGCGACGAAGAGGACGAGGAGGACAUUGAGGUGGGCGCGUUCUACAAGCAUCCCGGUUAUACGGUGAAGGCUUCGUAUAAUGAUAUUGCGCUGGUGAAGUUGGUUAGGGGUGUUGAUUUCUACAACUUUGUACGACCUGCUUGUUUGUGGACCAGUACGGAGUUGAAUAUAUCAACGGUGAUCGCGACCGGGUUUGGGCAUACCAAGUUUGCUGGUAGCGGUUCGAAUGUUCUGAUGAAGGUGAGGUUGAUGUUCAUGCCGAAGGCAUCCUGCCAGGAAAAGUUCGAGUUCGAUAGACGGUUCAAGCAGGGCGUUCUGGACGGGCAGCUUUGCGUGGGAAGUCAGAAGGACGGUAAGGACACCUGUCAGGGUGAUUCCGGAGGACCGAUCCAGACCGUAACGGACCCCAAGACGUGCAUGUACCACAUCGUUGGGGUGACCUCGGUGGGCACGAGCUGUGGCGCCGGAAAGGCGGAGAACAUCUACACCCAGGUGGCCAGCUAUCUGGACUGGAUCGAGGAUACGGUUUGGCCGGGACAGCGCGAGCUGUACGAAGAUGAUGAUGAAUAUUGAUCGGUAAAUAAAACGAUUUUUGCUGAGGCUUUGUAUGAUUGUA